This is a messenger RNA of Sphaeramia orbicularis (orbiculate cardinalfish), 1856 nucleotides long. RefSeq names its product b(0,+)-type amino acid transporter 1-like. The record is from RefSeq and is a predicted model, not a curated record. The transcript has 6 exons. Gene Ontology annotation, cellular component: membrane. The coding region runs from base 45 to 1469 and encodes 474 amino acids. Lineage: Eukaryota; Metazoa; Chordata; Actinopteri; Kurtiformes; Apogonidae. Gene Ontology annotation, molecular function: L-amino acid transmembrane transporter activity. Gene Ontology annotation, biological process: amino acid transmembrane transport.
AGUAGAGCAGUGUCUUCGUCCUGUGCAGCUUAAUCUCUGUGACCAUGGAUGACAAACAACCUCAGGCCUUGAAAAUUAAACGGGAAAUAGGGCUGAUUGGUGGUGUUGCCCUAAUUUCUGGAACUAUGAUCGGAUCUGGGAUAUUCAUGUCCCCACAGUUUGUGAUGGGCUACGCGGGAAGUCCUGGAGCCAGUCUGCUUAUCUGGGCUGUGACAGGAGUGGUUGCUAUGUUUGCUGCAUUGUCUUAUGCUGAGCUUGGGACAAUUUUCUAUGAAUCUGGUGCUGACUUCAUCUACAUACUGAGGAUCUAUGGUUCAUUCCCUGCCUUUUUUGCAGCAAUCACUUUUAUCCUGGUUGGGAAGCCUUUUAGUACUGCGGCGAUGGCAAUUAGCAUUUCAGAGUAUGUCUUGGCACCCUUUUACCCAGGCUGCCAUCCUCCUCAGCUGAUAGUGAAGUGUGUUGCGGCUGUGAGUAUAUUGGUGGUUGCCAUAGUCAACAGUCUGAAUGUCCGCAUCGCUGUCAGGAUACAAGUGAUCUUCUUGAUGGCAAAGAUUCUGGCUUUAGCAGCCAUUGUAAUUGGAGGCAUAGUGGAGGUCACACAGAGCACCAGGGUGAUUGUGGAAAAUUUGAAUGCUGAAAAUGCAUUUAAAGGCACUCAGUAUUCUUUAAACACUAUAGGGAUGGCUUUUUAUCAAGGACUCUGGUCUUAUGCUGGCUGGUACAACCUGAAUUAUGUCACUGAAGAGUUGAAGAGACCAGAGGUGAAUCUUCCCAGAGCUGUUGUGAUCGCCAUAUCCUUGGUGACUGGUUUGUAUCUGCUGGUGAAUGUGAGCUACCUCACAGUAAUGACACCCACUGAGCUCAUGUCGUCCAAUGCAGUAGCAGUUACAUGGGGGAACAAGGUGUUAGGAAGUUGGGGCUGGAUCAUGUCUGUGGCUGCAGCUCUGUCUGCUUUUGGUUCACUGAACGGGUCACUUUUCGGUGUCAGCCGUAUGUGCUUUGUUGCUGCCAGAGAGGGACACAUGCCAGAAAUUCUCGCUAUGGCUCACGUGCACAGACUGACGCCGUCUCCAGCGCUGAUCUUCACCACCAUCAUUUCCCUGGUGGUGCUGAUCCCUGGGGACUUCCAGAGCAUUGUCAACUACAUCAGCUUCACAACUUGGUUUUUCUAUGCCAUCACUCUGUCUGGACUCCUGUAUCUCAGGAUUAAGAAACCAGAGCUUCCCAGGCCGUACACCGUUCCCAUCAUACUCCCUAUACUGGUCCUUAUUGCUGCGAUAUUCCUUGUGCUGGCCCCCAUCAUAGACAGUCCUCAGAUUGAAUAUCUGUAUGUGGCUUUAUUUAUCUUCAGUGGAGUUAUAGUCUAUGUGCCAUUUAUCCAUUACAAGCUGUGCCCAGGCCUAUUGACCAAGCUGACAGUGUUCCUGCAGCUGUUCCUCGAAGUCGCCCCGGCAGAAAAAAACCUGUGAUUUUGUAAACUAAAAACUAAAUACAAGCCCAGCCUUUCACAUCUGCUGUUUUAAGUAUGCGUAGUUUGCUCCUCUUGUAUUAGACAUUACAGGUUACAUGCAGUAGCUAAUCAGUGUUACCUCCCACUUUUUCUGUCUGUCGAAAAAGUGCCUCAGGAAGCAUUCGUACCUUAUUUCUAUACUUGAAUGUCACAAUCUGAUAUGUACUAGUGCCUAUUUAUGCACUGUCUACUUUAUACUGAUUUUUUUAGUCAAACCGGCAGAGUAAAUUAUUUUGAAAUAAAUUUGUAAUUACUUCAUGUUGGUUGACCUAUUUAUCCUGACUUUCAUUUAAAGUGACAGCUUCCAUCUUUAAAAGUAAUGUAUGAAUAUGGAACAUCAGCACCA